Molecule: messenger RNA, 1734 nt
Organism: Equus caballus (horse)
Lineage: Eukaryota; Metazoa; Chordata; Mammalia; Perissodactyla; Equidae
Gene: YRDC
Product: yrdC N6-threonylcarbamoyltransferase domain containing
Biological process (GO): regulation of translational fidelity
Cellular component (GO): cytoplasm
Molecular function (GO): tRNA binding; double-stranded RNA binding; nucleotidyltransferase activity
Source: RefSeq, a predicted model, not a curated record
AGCGGGCCUGGGUGGAUGUCUCCGGCGUGUCCGUGCAGGGGGCUGAGGGCCGCGGUGGCUGCCAGCGUGGGGCUGAGCGAGGGGCCGCCGGGCUCCGCCCGGAGCGGCCGCCUCCUCCGCCCGCCGAACCCCGCUCCGGCGGCUCCGGGAGCCCGGCUGUUGCGGCUCCCGGGGAGCGGGACCGUGCGGGCCGCAAACCCGGAGCGCGCCGGCUGGAGCGAGGCGCUGCGGGCCGCCGUGGCCGAGCUGCGCGCCGGCGCCGUGGUGGCUGUCCCCACCGACACGCUGUACGGCCUGGCCUGCUCGGCGAGCUGCUCGGCGGCGCUCGGCGCGGUGUACCGCCUCAAGGGCCGCAGCGAGGCCAAGCCGCUGGCCGUAUGCCUGGGCCGCGUGGCCGACGUCUACAGGUACUGCCAUGUGAGAGUACCCGAGGGGCUCCUGAAAGACCUGUUACCAGGACCGGUGACCCUGGUGAUGGAACGCUCAGAGGAGCUCAACAAGGACCUGAACCCCUUCACUCCUCUCGUGGGCAUCCGGAUUCCUGACCAUGCCUUCAUGCAGGACUUGGCCCAGGUGUUUGGGGGACCACUUGCUCUCACCAGUGCCAAUCUCAGCUCCCAGGCCAGUUCUCUGAAUGUCGAGGAGUUCCAAGACCUCUGGCCUCAACUGUCCCUGGUCGUUGAUGGGGGACCGAUUGGGGAUGGCCAGAGCCCUGAGUGUCGCCUCGGCUCAACUGUGGUUGACUUGUCUGUGCCUGGAAAGUUUGGCAUCAUUCGUCCAGGCUGUGCCCUGGAAAGUACUACAGCCAUCCUCCAACAGAAGUACGGGUUGCUCCCUUCACACGGAUCCUGCUUGUGAAACGUGGGAGGAGGUGGGGCCCAAGGACUGGUGCUGGACACUGUGUGUCUGUCCGCUGGUGGCUGGCAAGGCCUCAUUUGCAGAGGCCACUGGGGCUGCAAGGUCACUAGUCUGACCCUUCAAGGCAAUGUGUCUUUCUCAACGCUGUAGACCAGGUCCCAGGAGCUGCCAGUGUAGCCUCACACCUGGUGGAGGAGGUUAUAUUUAUUAUUUGUAAUUUCAUGUAUCAGCCAAAAGCUGACUAGAGACUUUAAGAACAUUCCUAGGAUGGCCUUGUUCUGAUAAGUCGUUUCUUCUUUUUUUUUUUUAAUUUUUGAAAAAUAAUUUCAAUAACAGAUUUGGAAUGUAGUGGGAGCCUCCUCUCUGGUGGGUGGUGGUAUUUAAGGUCCAAAUCAGCUAGAGCACCAGCUGGUGCUGUUUAAGUCUCAAGUGACCAAAGGCGCGAGUUUGUGCUCCUGGAGCUGGAACCAGGUGAGAAUGAAGAUUGUAGAGCCACAGGCCGAACGCUGUUUCCUCUGAACCAGGGGCUGCUGGUGUGUGUGCUGUAAUUGCCUGGCCGAGAGAGUCAACGUUUUGGUCUGAUGGUGGGAAGUCAGCUCAGUUGGCAAGGGCUGGGGGUAGGGGGUCCAAAUUAAAGAAUAUUGGCAAACAAAUCUCUACUACCCGUUUCAGCCAGGGACUUUUUUGUUAUUUAUUCAUAAAAUAAAUUAUAGCAAAUUGUACCUAUGACACCUUUAUUUAAAUCCAGUGUCUACUCAGCAGCCUUUAUCUUUAUUCAUAUGUAUACCAAGUGUUAAAUAGAAUUAUUGUUGGGCAUUUGAACUUUGGUUUUCUUUAAUAGAAAAUAAUGCUGCUAUUAAACAUCUUUGCAAAUGG